Molecule: messenger RNA, 1347 nt
Organism: Malassezia restricta
Lineage: Eukaryota; Fungi; Basidiomycota; Malasseziomycetes; Malasseziales; Malasseziaceae
Product: merozoite surface protein msp-1
Exons: 1
Coding region: 1-1347 (448 amino acids)
Source: RefSeq, a predicted model, not a curated record
AUGGACGCCUCGCUGGCGUCGAUCCGCACGGCACUCGAGCAGCUCCAUGCGCAGAACGUAGCGACCAUAUCGCAUGCUAAGCGGCCGGCCUACUUCACGAAUGCCGUGCUGAAUCCGCAGCGCCUGGAUAUUCUCGAGCUCAUCCGCGAUGCCGACGCGUUCGAGGCGUCGCUCUACGUCUCUGCGCCUCCCGAGCCUACCCCUGGCCCUUCGACGGCGCCCGCCGAGCCCAAGCCACAUUUUCGCGCCGUGCCCGUCCCGACGCCUCUCAAGCAAUCGCACCAAGCGGAUAGCGAUGCGCGCACCUACCUCCUCGCCGCUGAAAAGCUCCUCCAAAACUACCACAACGCCCCACGCGCUCGCAAGCAUAUCCGCAUGCUUUUGAAGCGCGAUGCUGAAUUGCAGCGACAUAUCUCGCGCUACCACGCUACGAUUGACCAGGCGGGCAAGGCGCAGCAGUUUGCACGCACGCCGCCACCCCCACCAACACGUGCGAAACGCAGCGAAGCUCUGCAGGCCGAGAUCCAGCGAGAAAAGAUGGAGAUCCUCGCGUUGGAGUCCAUGCUGAGCGAAAAAGAGACGGCACCGCCCACCACGCCCGCCGCACGCUCACCUCGUCCUGCGCCCACGCCACAACGCACGCCUCGUCGGGCUUCGCCCGCCAAGUCGCCCGCCUUGUCCAAGAGUGUCGCCGCGCCACCGACGCCCCGCACGCCAAAAAACGCACGCCCACUCGCUCAGUCUGUCAGCUCGCCACGCACACCCACCACGCGUGUGUCUCCGCCGAAAACGCAGCCCACAGCGAGCCCGUCUCUCGUUCCACUCGGCGUCGUUCCGACCGCCACGCCCGAGUUGGAGCGCAUCACCACGCGUAUCUGGGAUUUAUUUGGCGAGCAUGUGCGGUACGCCGCACCAGGAUGCAAGGCCGCUUCGUUUCCCGACACGUUUGCCAUCCUGCGUGCCUUGGAGCAGGGCGGACCCCAAGCGAUGGAGGUGGAUGUCCAUGGCGACGCCCCCAAUCCGUCGGUGCCACCCAGUGUGGGUAUCAUGAUGAUGGCACAUGUGCUGCUUCUGCUCAUGCGCACUCCGCCACCCUACACACUAUCGCUUCCGCUCAUUAAAAGCUAUAGCGACAAGUGGUGGAAGCAAGAAGGCCAGGCCACCAUUCGCGCAGGAAUCCAAGACAUGUCGACGCGCAAUCAGCUCAUCCAGCAGUUGGGUAUCGAUGCUGCCGAUCUCGAUCAGACAGGCGAUGCAUUAGCGACGCGCGCCGUCUAUGGCCUUGUGGCCAAGAAGCUCUUGCGGAUCCAACGCACGGGUGGCGCGGCCAACGUGCGUUUCGCUUAG